UCCGAUCACAACGCAGGUGAAAAAUAUCUCGGGAGUGAUUAAUCAAUCAUUUAAAUUGUGAAUUUAAAUCAAAAUGUCAGCUAACAACAACGAACGUGUCAUCUACAAGGGCACCAAGGAGCACGAACUUCAUUCCGAUGGCGGUGCAAUCCACGGAUAUUCUAAUGAAACAACUGUCUUGCCAACAACUUGGGACGGAACUUUCCAAAAAGCGCCCGAACAACCCUUGCCCGAGCUGAAACCCGGUGAACGUUGGGUCAAAAAAGGCACAAAAGAUCACGAAUUACUCUCAAACUCGUCCAACUUUUACGGACAUUGCAGCGAACCAACGAAACUUCCCGUUCAAUGGGACGGCACGUUUGCACCGAGUGGCGAAACUUACACGAAACCCUCUCGCAACGCUUCGCAAGCGGAUAAUUUCCACGAACGCAAGAGCCAUACGACAGUUUUGCCAACGCAAUGGGACGGAACCUUCGCGAAGGGUGACGAAGUUUACAACAAACCAUUGAGAAAUCAAUCCAAUCCGAACAAAUACUUCUGA
Molecule: messenger RNA, 541 nt
Organism: Culicoides brevitarsis
Lineage: Eukaryota; Metazoa; Arthropoda; Insecta; Diptera; Ceratopogonidae
Exons: 1
Coding region: 74-541 (155 amino acids)
Source: RefSeq, a predicted model, not a curated record